CAAAAGUCUGCGUGAUGUGCGGGAUAAGUGUGAGAAACUCGGUCAAUAAGGUGUUCGGCACUUGACACAGCGAAAUUCUUGCACAGAUACACACAUUAACUCACACUUACACACCCACACACAGCACACCCAAUCAGCGAACACAUACAGAGCUCAGUUUAGUUAUAGAGAUUUUUCUUUGUGGUCAAGGUAUAUCGUCAACCCGUAAAAAAUUGCAAAUUUAUUGAAAAAACUAGCUAAUUUCGAGAAUGCGAAGUCGCUCGGCAGCAGUUUCGGCAAUGCAAAGGAAUUGUCUGAUAUAAUGACUGGCAGCUUUAAGGUGCAACUCAUCAACAUGGGCACUCGCGCUGCCGCCUUUCAGGCAAAACUGAGAGCCCUCCAUGAAUAUCAUGUACGCCUCUUGCACAAUGUCUUACCUGCGCCCUCUGGCGUCGAUAUUGCUAACAAUAUCAAAUACUUUUCUCAAACUCUACUAACUGUCCUUAAAGAUGUGCGCACCUCUCCGCAUGAGCUCAUUCGCGAUCCUCUCGAAGAUCCUACACGCAUGUCUGCCUAUCCAAAUCUUGAAUAUGGCAAUCUCUAUAAUGCCUUGACCAUGCUCAUCGAUGUGGCACCUUGCAUCCAGUAUGGCCAAAUUGUCUUUGGCAAAGCUUUGCUACAGUGCCUCUGCUGUAUAUUACCCUUCCUCGACAAGGAUCUUAUUGAUAAUCUACCCUAUCUAGUUAGCUCUACUAUAUCUGUACUACCGCCAGCCUUGCAUCAGGAUAUUGUCAAUGCAUUAUGCUACUAUAUUUUACCCUUUACUAUAACACGUCGCAGCUCCGAUGAGCAGGAGUGCCAAGCCUGUCAAUCGGUCUCCUCUGUCAUCAUGAUGGUCUUGCAGUACUCGAAGAACCCAGCACAUCACUGUCAACUGCUGGAGUGCCUGAUGACGCUGAAGCAUAACGUCGUCAAGGAUAUACUCUGUGUGGUGGCCUAUGGCACGGCUGUCUCCCGCUCUUCUGCGGCCAAGCUGCUCUUCUACUACUGGCCUGCGUUCGAUCCCAAUCUUUUUGAUCGCAAAGUUCUGCUCUCCAAGCUUACCAAUGACCUGGUUCCAUUCACCUGUCAGCGCGAGCAUUGCCCCAACGCUGGCAAUGCUGAGGCAGCCAAGGUUUGCUAUGAUCACAGCAUUAGCAUCACCUAUGCCCAGGACUGUCCGCCGCCAUUGUAUCUGUGCAUUGAGUGCGCCAACGAGAUACAUCGGGAGCACACGAACUUGGAGUUUGGCGACAUACUGCAUCCCAUGCAACAGGUGUCGAUGGUGUGCGAGAACAAGAACUGUCGCUCCAACGAGAAGUCCGCCUUCUCCAUCUGCUUUUCGACCGAGUGCGCCAGCUUCAAUGGCAAUCAUCCCAUUCGCUAUUGCGCCCAGUGCCACAGCAAUCGUCACAACUCUCGCCGUGGUGGGGAUCAUGUGGUGCAUCGCAGCCUGCAGCCAGCCUGGCAGAUGGAUCCCGAGAUGCAAAUGCACAUGGUCGAGUCCGUGGUCAGUCUGCUGCGCGAGGCCAAGCCGCUGAAUUUUGAGCCGGGCAAGGAGUCCUUGAUGGACGUGAAGAAGAAUGGCAGUGCGACCACGCCCGACAACAUUUCGCUCGAGGAGCGCCAGAGACUUGGCCGCUAUGGCAUCUGGUUACUGGUGGGCCGCUGCACCCCCACCGCUGACACACCUGUCGAGGUUUUGGGACGCAUUCUUAGCAUGCUUUUUCACUGGUUUCAUGUCACGGCCUACUCCUACGAUGCUGCUGGGCAGGUGGAGAGCACCAUAGAGAAGCUCAAAAUAGAUCACGUCUGCAACUGGUUAAAGGAGAUUUGCCGCAUACACUACAACGUCUUCAUCUCCUGUCUGCUGCCCCAUCCGCCGGAGUACGCUCGCGUGGGUGGCCACUGGGAGACGCUCGCCUCGCGCACCAGCCACCUGAAGGAGGGGCUACAGCGGCUGAUUUGCCUGGUGCCCUACGAGGUGAUCACCUCGGAGAUAUGGGACUAUGUGAUGCCGCACUGGAUGGAAGCCAUUACCAACGAUGUGGCCGAAAAGGAGCUAAACGAACUCAAAAUUGUGCUCAGCAAAAUCCUCGAUCCGGAAAUGUCGCCCUUGGGCUUCGAUGCCAAGACCAUGUACAACUUUGUGGCCAUACGAUUCGAGAAGACGACAGCCAAGGUGCAGCAGCAAGCGCUGCAUUGGCUACAAAUACUGACCAAGCUGGAAAUACUCAUACCACUCGUCCAGCUCUUUGCCAUGUUCGGCGAUGGAGUGCGCAUCAUGAAAUAUGGCAUACAGCACGAACUGAUGCGGGAGAAGGAGAAGGAGCCGCAGACGCAGCAGCAGGCGAAAGCGCCCAAAACGCCGUGCAAGGAGAGCAAGGCCGAAAUGGCCAACCCACCCAGACGCAGUUCCAUUUCACCUGUUGUGGAGGAUGACUCUGGGAAUACCUCGGCCAUAUCGGAUGAUGAGGCGCCCACCAAUCGUCACACAGAAUUUUCCACGGAUGCCGAGCACAAUCUCACCUGUUGCAUACUCAUGCUGGACAUUCUUUUGAAGCAGAUGGAACUGCAGGACGUGGAGCAGCACAUGGGCAUACACACCAGCGUCUGCGAGAACGUCUCGCGCCUUAUCAAAUGCAUGGUGACAGCGGCCCGGGUGGGUCUAAGCAGUCAUGUGUGUGCCCUGAAGGUGGCCGAGUGUGCUUACUGCGAGGCCUCCACCAUGUGGCAUCAGCUGUCUACGAAGCUGGUGGAGUUUAUGGCACCGCUGAAUCCUGUCAGGCCACCCGAUGUGCCCAUUGAGGACAUCAUCGAAGAGGAGAAAUCAUCGCGGAAGUCGCCACCCGAAUCUGAGAAGGAGAAAACCCGUGAUGUGUCGCUCUCCAUGGCACCGUUGCCGAUCCCAUUGGGCCCGCUCGGCGGCUUCGCAGAUAUCUUUAAGCUAGAUCAAUUCUUUUCAGACGAUGGAAAAAUUAUUAUAAUGGCAGGUCCUGUGCCUGUGGCCGUACCACAACCCGAGCCCCACUCAGUGGGCGGCGUGCUCGUCCACAUGCCCCACGUUUGUUCCAAUAACGAAAAUGGGCAUUCAGUUGAUAGUAAUGAAUUGAGAAAAGUUCACGCCACAGACGAGAUCAUGACGGCGACUGUAGAAACAGUUUCAGAGCAGCUUGACUUGGCCUCCAUUCUGCCCACGGACAGGGCUGUGGCCCGGUCCAUCACGCUGUCCGACGCGGAUGUGGGCAGCGCCAAUGUCAGCGUCACCAAGGCGUCCGUAAUGGGCGAAAAUGGAGCCAACGGCAGCACAGCUGGCGGCGAGAACGGCAGCGGCUCGGAGAACGAUGAGGAGGAAGAGGACAGCGAUGACUUCUGGCACACAUCGGUGGGCAAAUUCAAGUUUACGCUGGAUCAGCUGCCCCAACCACUGCAGUACAUACACCAGCUGCUUACGGAAAUACCGACAAUUAAAAAGCCCGAAAUACUCUACUAUGUGCUGCAAUGCCUGAAGACGAUGGCGCUGCACGGCGAUGCGUUGACGAAGGCUGCGAAGGAGCAGCGCGGCUUCUUCAUAUGGUGCCAGGAGAACUUGCUGAUCAAGAACUUGUGGGAGCUGUGCAAUGCGGAGCACUCGCACAUCUGUCAGGUAUGCGUGCCGCUGCUGCUGCACUGCAUCACGCUGCCACUGGGCUCGGAUGUGUUUUGGCGCGUGGUGCAGGAGGCAUUUCACGAUGUCGAUUGGCGCGUUCGCUUCACAGCAGUGGAACGAGUAACCGUGAUUACACGUUUUAUGGAUUCGACACCGCUGCGCUCAGAGGUUGGCCUGCAAACGGCACUGGCCACCGCCUUCUGUCAUCUGAUCGCCAGCAUGGAUGACAUCAAUGUGUAUGUGGCGCAGCGGGCGACUCUGUACAUCGGAACCAUACAUGAUACGGCAAUACGGUCACUGCUCUUCUGCUUGGAGUCGCAAUUCGAUCUGUUCAUUGUCGAUCGGCCCGUGGUGCUGCAGUCGGUAUAUCAGCUGCACAAUUCGCUAUCCGACCGCAAGAUACUCAGCUGGGAGUUCUUUCUCAAUCGCUUCGAUACGCUCUUCGUGGAGGCGCAAAUCAAUCUGGAAAAGUGCGGAGACAUUUCGUACCUGCGCGACCUGCGCAACUCGGACAACGGCAGUGAGGCGCUCUCGGCCAAAAUACUGAAGGCCAGAGAGGCCCUCAGCCAAUCGGACACCAGCGGCAGCAUGGCCAAGACUCUAAGCGCCUCCUUUGGCACCAAGUGGCCCUACAAGCGAACCAUGUCCGCACCAGCCAGCAUGGCGCCGCGUCAGGACUCCAAGUUCGUGCCCGAGAAGGAAAAGAUCUACAGUCGCCAGGUCUCGGCACCCAUACUCAAGCGGAAGACCUCGCGCUUCGGAUUGGGUCAGUUCCUAGGCACUAGUAGUGGCAAUCAAAAUACAAAUACAGCUAGUCAUAGUGUGGCCACAACUAGUAAUACAAGAUCUAAGGCCCCGACACCAUGUCCCAUACACCAAGCCCACUCCCACAACACGGCCUUUUCCUAUCAUCCACACCAACACCAACACCAACACCCACAUUCACAUCCACACACAUUACAACACCAUCCACAUCACACUGGUAGUAGUGCACCAGUAGCGACGUUUGCCUCGGCUCAUAGUCAGAGCCAUCAGUAUUUAGUGCAUUGUGUACCGCCUAGUCAUCAUAGUCCACUGCCCACGCUGCAGGAGGCGGAGACCCGUCUGCGCACCCAGGCUGCCCAGCAGUCGUUGCAGCAAGCCGCUCCAGCACAGUCGACGACGGCAUCGACGCAACAGCAGCAGCAGUCCUCUGAGCAGACGCGUGCACCAUCACAGACCACAGUGGUGGCAGCCGUGGGUGGCCUGGCGACGUCGAGCUUCACGACAGGCGCCCCACAAGCAACCACUGUCCACAGCUUUGCCACGUCCCUUCACUCCCAUUUCCAAAAGCAUCCCUCGGCACCAAAUCUGCUGCCGCCACAGCCAGCGGUGGCUGCACCCAGUCCCAGUCCCUCGGCACUGGCCUAUCCCAUGCAUUGCACAUGUGAUGUCGCUCCGCAUCCGGGUGCCAGCACCACUGGCACCACGGGCACCACGGGCAGCAGCACGGCCAACCCAGAUGGCCAUAUCCACUCGCUAGGUGGACUCAACGAUGAGAAUCUGAUUGGACUACUUAGCCGCAUUACGGAGUUAGAGGAAUCGGAUCGAGAGACAAUUCACUUGCUGGUCUUUAUGCUGAUGCAGUUCAUGUCCCGCACAGAUCAGGCCUUUCCAUCCGAGGACAAGCCCAUGACCAGGACGCAGAACAUUGUGUUGAAGCAUUUGUUCCUACUUCUGGGCCACAAUCAAAUCGACAAGACCUUCCACACCACGCCGGAAUCACUACGUGUUUCAGCCGUAUUCAAUGCAUUUCUGGCCAACUUGCCGCAAGUCUUGGAUCAGAAUCAUUUAAUUGGAGGACUCAUGUUGCCGUCCGUCAUGCAGAUCAUUUUGUAUGCACCCAAUCCGACAAGCACUUCGGGCGAAUCGUAUCAGAAUAUUGUCUUCAACUACUCGCUGUGGUAUCUGGAGCAGUAUCCGCGUCGCAAUUGGCUCUUCACCCUGCUGGUCGUGCUCUACAAGUACUCCUAUACACAACCACCGCUCAGUGGAUAUGUCAUCUCGGCCAUUCGCAUGAUCAUGAACAGCCUGCGCGGCCACUUCCACCAGUGCCGACGCAUCCCCACCACCACCAUACUGGAUAUACAGACCAGCGUUGGCGGUGCAGCACGAUCACGCGACGUUAGCCAGCCCUCUCUGGGCACAGAUCCCGAUGACAAAGAGGCAAGUCCUCCGGCCAGUCCCAUGUUCCCGUCUGAAGGCACUAGCGCCGCCUCCAAAAGCAAGGGUCAAAACGUCGCCUUCACGCCCAAACUGCAGCACGCCUUCCGCAAGUACAACGACUCCAGCUUGGAUGCGGAUGAAACUGAGUCUGAACUGGUGGCCAUACCCGAGAGUGAUCUCUCCGACAGCACACUUCAUGGCAGCAGUGCACCGGGCUCCUUUGAUGAUGCCAUUCACUUUGACGAUAUGUUGCCCACAAAAAUAGAGUCACUGAGGAAUCGCCGUACAAUUGAAUACUCCGAAGAGAAAUCCAAAGCGCCCAAGUCCAUGAUCACCACCAAAACCGGGGACACGUACUCAACGAAGAUAAAGACCAACGAGUCCGUUAGCACCACCGUGGUAACCACCCACGCACGCCACAGCCUCCAGGAGGGUGUGCGCAUGAUAGUGACGCCUCUAGUCGGAUCCGAGACGACGGAGACAGCGAUUGUUAGCCCGCCUGUGGAUGUGCAUCGUGCGGUUACCGUGCGCAACAAGUCGUUGGAGAACGCAGCUGCCUCUACGUCUAAAAUGUUCGCAGCCAUCGCCACCAAUCAUCUGAAAGCGCUGGGCGCGCUGCAAGACGUGCCCACAACCAGUGGCAGCAAGCCCAGCACCAGCAGCAGCACCACUGGCAACGGCAAUCGCUCCACAAACGGGGCCACCGCCACACUGGCCUCCAACAUUGCCAAGUCCAUUGGACGCCACAAAACCAUCGUGGAGUGCAGCGCCGCCACAUCCAGCUCGUCAGUCGAUGACUCACGUCAGAAGAAGUCGCAGACAAAGUCGUUGAAGCGCACCGACAAGCCAUAUGGUUCACCGGACUCGCCGCUGUCAAAGAUGAGUGUAAUGCCCAAUCCAUGUGACGAGCUGGAUGCGAGUCUAUUGCCACCAUCCAAGAAUAUUGCCGCAUUGGAGAUCCCAACGCCUGAGCGACUGCUGCCCAUUGGCACACAGGAUACGGUUGCCACAUUGGUGGAGCGCAUGCGAGAUGGGCUCAACCUGCCGGACAUAAGUCACCUCAAGCAGGACAGCCUGGACGUGUCGGAAAGCACCAAGGAUGAUGUCACCCACAGCAGUCGCAACAACUCGCCCCGGCGACUCAUAAAGCAGGUGGCUCUCGAGUCACCGCCCAACCCCAAUGCACCAGUUGCAACUCCAGUGGCACCGUCCCAACACCUGCCGCAGUCACAGACCCAUCAAGAUCUGCACACAUCCAUUCUGAAAAACGUCACACAAGAUCUAAGGCAGCAGUCCAGCGAGCGUCAGCCGCAGGCCACUGGAACAUCGACCACCUCGAAUAGCGUUAAACGACCCAGGCAAAAGCUGGCGCCUUUCAAUGUGGACACCAAUGCCAUACCGGACAUACGCUCGCGCUUUGCCGGCUCCUGGCCACCUCCACCGCCUGUCCAGCCAACCGAGGAGCACGACGAAGAGGGCGAAGACUCGCCCGAAGCUGCGAAUGGACACGCGGCGCAUUCAACGGCCCACGCCCAGCGAGGGAGCUCGCGACGCGUUGGUAACUAUACUAUUGUGGACCGCUGCUCCGAUUGCGGCGCUGUCAUCGAGGAGUAUACAGACGAAGAGAUUGGCAUAUUCAUCGUAAUCCUAGGCACCUUCAUUCACCGAGAGCCAGCGAUAGCAGCGCCCUUCCUGCCCGAGGUGCUGACCAUGACAUCACGAAUCUGUCUGAGUGGCACGCACUCCUGGCAAGGCGAGAACGGGCCGCCCUUGGCUAGCAGCGCCCAGGCCGUGGCACUGCAAUUCAUCCGCUGCGUUCUACAUCAGCUGGCGCCCAAUGGAAUCUUUCUGCAGGUAUUCCAGACCCAAAUGAAAAUCAAGAUACGGCACAACCAUUUCCGCAGCAUUGCCAAAGCGUUGCAGGACUUCCAGGAUCUAAAUGCAACCAGUCCCAUUUAUAUGGUCUGCGACUCUCUGACCUCGAAGAAGGCCCUGCCCAUCGAUCAGCUGCCCAUCAUCUUUCGAAACAUGGCCGAGUAUCUUCAGUGUGUGCCCGUCGAGGCAGGAGUCGGCCUUGCUGUGUGGUCACAGGCCAUGCAGGCCGUGGAGUCGUUGCUGCGUCAGGUGAUUGUCAUCAUGCCCAGCCUCAGCAAUGCCGAGUAUAUGCUGGAUCUGAUUGUGGCCACAUUGCGCUUGAACUGCGUGCCCAAAACUCUGCUGGAUCCGUACUCCAAGAUUAUGGCCUACUGUGUGCAGCACACCAAUUUGGAAUACCAAACUCUCUACGAUCUGUGCACGCUGAGCACCCGAUCCUUCAACAAGGAUCGCGACAAGAACUUACUUUGUCGGCAAAUGAUCUUUGAGUUUGUGCAGGCACUGAAGUUCAAGUCGAACAUCCCCGAUCACAAUCUGCUGAUGAUCAUCGGAUUCGUUCUACUCGAUGCGGGCGGCACUCUACCACCAGGUGCCUUGCCCGAUCUACCAGACGCCGCUCCUGUGCUGACCACAAAUGCCGCCGACUGCUUGAGGCAGUACAUCAACGAUGUGAUCGACUUUCUGGCAGAUUUCCAUACACUCAGCAAGAUUAAGAAUUUCAAGAACGGCCAGACAAGCAAUGGCCUGGGCGAGGACACCCUGGGCGGCGUGCUGAAGGGCGCAGUGGCCCAGUACCUGGCACUUGAGAUGUCCAGGGGUAACUCCCGCGACAACAAGGCGGUCUCCCGCUAUCUGCCGUGGCUAAACAAUGCUCCGUCUUCAUUACAGCAGGGUCCCAAGGAGUUUACUGAAUGUGUGGGUCAUAUGCGCCUGCUCUCGUGGCUUUUGCUGGGCUCACUUACGCACAUGGCUUUGAUGCAGCGCCGCCAAGAAACGCACACAUUGCCUCCAGUUCUGCCGCCGAAUGUGGCGCCUGGACAGGGCCAGCCGCCGGCAGCUAGUGUUCAUUACCAACAUCAAGGAGUCACAUAUUCGCAGCCUGUGCCACAGGAAGCAUCCUGUCACAUAGCCGAUCACAUUCAAGUGAUCUUCGCGGGCUUCGCCGAGCAGUCCAAGACAUCGGUGUUGCACAUGUCCUCGCUGUUCCAUGCGUUUACACUCUGCCAAUUGUGGACCGUUUAUUUGGAGCAGAUGGCUCACAACACCAACAGCAAUGCCGAGGGCAGUACGCUAGGUGUACUCUUUGAGUUUUGGACCAAGGUGACGCCAAGCAUAUUGCAACUAGUGUCGCAUGCCAAGCCACCCAACAAGGAGCUGCACGCUCAGGCCAGCGUUGACUUCCAAACUCAAAGCACCAACUCAAAGCUAUCGGAAAUGGUUAACUUACACUUUCUUAGCUUGCUGGAGGCCCUGAAAGAGACAAACUCUACGGUGCUGGGCAAACUGCUGCCCAUGUGGAGCACUGUGCUUUCUUCGCAAACCCAACUAUCGGAUACGCUACAUGUCCGGCUGCAGAACGUACGUGACUAUGCGCCCGACUUUGAGGAGCAACAGACCCACAAAUCAGAGGCGCUGCUCAAAUGGUUACAGCAUUUGCAAUUUAAAAUGGGCCAAAUAGAGCUUCAGGCCUCGACAGCUACACAGUUUUACUCCAUUUGAACUUAAGGCGAUA
Drosophila navojoa is the source of this 9479-nucleotide messenger RNA. It is a transcript of the gene unc79, whose product is annotated as UNC-79 domain-containing protein. Lineage: Eukaryota; Metazoa; Arthropoda; Insecta; Diptera; Drosophilidae. The record is from RefSeq and is a predicted model, not a curated record. Gene Ontology annotation, molecular function: protein binding.